GGUUGGUGCACCCCUUAGCCCUGCCGAGAUCAGUGAGUCCUCUGCCGGAUCAGCAGGAUCAGAGAUCUGUGCAGGCAGGAGGCAUGAGGGCCUGGUGACCCCUUGGAUAUGCAAGCUGGUAUCACACAACUCAAGCAUCCAGUUCAAUUCUGGUGUUGUCUGCAUGGAGUUUGUAGACUCUGCUUAUGACUACGUGGAUUUCUCCCAGGUGCUUGGUUUUCUUCCACGUUCCAGUGGUCUCUGUUAUCAUACGGAAAUAUUUUCUUUCAGAGCCUCGUGACCUGCAGUGCAGAAGACUCAAAGAAACCAAUUUAAAAGUGCGUUUCUGUACCAAUGAAACACAAGCUACCCGGGAAAAGUUUGUGAAUAAGUUGCAGAACCUGGGGUUUGAUAUCACUGUGGAUGAAGUCUUUGCUCCUGCCCCUGCUGUUUGUCGUGUGUUGAAGGAACGAGGACUUAGACCUCAUCUUCUUGUACACAAUGAUCUUCGACCAGAGUUUAAUCAGAUUGACCAGUCCAACCCCACAUGUGUUGUGAUUGGAGAUGCUGCAGAGUAUUUUACAUAUCAAAACGUGAAUGAAGCUUUUCAAAUUCUGAUGGGGCUGGAGAAACCCAUCCUGAUUUCUCUUGGCAAAGGGCGAUAUUAUAAGGAAACAGAUGGUUUGAAACUUGAUGUUGGAGCUUACAUGAAGGCCUUGGAGUAUGCCUGUGAUAUCGAAGCUGAAGUUGUUGGCAAACCAGCAAAAAUGUUCUUCUUGUCUGCUUUAUCAGAUAUGGGAUUGGAACCAGAUCAGGUCAUCAUGAUAGGAGAUGAUAUUCUGUAUGAUGUAGGUGGAGCCCAGAAGUGUGGUAUGAAGGCUGUCCAAGUAAGGACAGGCAAGUACAGGCCAUGUGAUGAACAGCACCCAACAGUGAAGGCAGAUGGGUACGUAGACAACUUAGCACAAGCAGUCACAAUCCUUCUCAAACACCUACAUCAGUAAUUUGAAUCUGGUUUCAAAGAAUCAUCUGGCAAAGAACUGGGAAGUCAUUAGAAAUGGACAAAUUCAUCUACUGUCUGGUGCUGAAAUGAACAUUAACCAUUGAGGUUUCAUGACCUUACGGAAUUAGCUCUACUCUGUAGCAUUUACUGUGAAUACCAUAUUAACCUAUGAAAUAACAUACAUGUUUGUUAAUAAGCAGUAAGUACUUGAAUUAAAAUAGUGUACAAAUUGGUUUAGUGUUUACACAGAACAUAAUGAUGUACAGUGUACUGUCAAAUAGAUGGCUAAAAUCAAGACAUCUGUAAAUUUUACUGCAAUACUCAAUAAAUAUAAUUUGAAUCUGAGUUUCAGGUUUAUC
Molecule: messenger RNA, 1341 nt
Organism: Mobula hypostoma (lesser devil ray)
Lineage: Eukaryota; Metazoa; Chordata; Chondrichthyes; Myliobatiformes; Myliobatidae
Gene: lhpp
Product: phospholysine phosphohistidine inorganic pyrophosphate phosphatase
Exons: 8
Coding region: 186-983 (265 amino acids)
Biological process (GO): dephosphorylation
Cellular component (GO): cytosol
Molecular function (GO): phosphatase activity; inorganic diphosphate phosphatase activity
Source: RefSeq, a predicted model, not a curated record